Messenger RNA from Rotaria sp. Silwood2, 3534 nucleotides. The record is from the annotation of a GenBank genome assembly. Lineage: Eukaryota; Metazoa; Rotifera; Eurotatoria; Philodinida; Philodinidae.
AUGCAUAAAAAAUUUAACAUCUUAUUCGAGUAUGUUAAAGAAUCAAUACUGAAAAAUAUUCAAGAAACAAGAAAUGCAUUUAUUCAUAGUCAACUUUUAUAUGAAAAUAUAUAUGAAACACGGACAUAUCGAAAUGACCGUUGUAAAAAAUUCAAUGAAAAAUUUUUAAUUUUCAAUAAAGCUAAAGUAUUAAAUAAUUCUCAUUUAAAUAUUGAUUUAAAUAAAAUUGAACAAGAAUGUUCAUUAUCAUUCCAAAAGCAAAUUCGAGAUAUUAUUUCUUAUGUUGAAACUAUUUUAAAUCGUUUUUCAAUAGAUAAUGAUUACAUUGAACUUGAUCGAUGUUAUCUUAAUUUGAUAUCAUUUCGACAAGAAAUGGCAGCAGUAAAAUGUGAAGUAAACGAAACAAUAGAUAAAAUUGAAAAAAUUAUUUUUGAAAAAAUUAAAAUGUGGAUACAUUCAGCUAGAGGACAUUUAACACGUGAAAAUCUUGCUUCAAUAUUAAUAAAUAUGAAACGUCUAUCGCUUCAUAUGUCUUCAUUUAAGAGUAAAAUUGAUCAACAAAUAGAUGAAUUACUUAAUUAUUAUGAAAGUAAAAUGGGUCGUACUAUGUUUAUUAUUAGAGAGUUAAUUAGACUUUUAAUACAAGAUACAAGUGGUAUAGAUCCAAGGAAGGAUAUUAUUCAAGAGUUAUAUAGACUUUUAGAAAACUAUCCAACUAACAUAGGUCUAAUUAUCAUUUUUCAGCAUCCAUAUUUUUCGCUUCUUUUUAAAAUAAAAAAAUUUCCAAGAAAUAGCAUUGAAUAUGUGUUAACUCACAUACAAGGAGAUUUUAUAGAUACAAGACAACUAGAAAAACGAUAUAAUGAAUUUAAUGAAAUCUAUCAUGACUUAAUUCAACAAAAUCUAAAGCCUAAUAUGAAAUUAGAUCAAUUAAUAACAAGUAUUAAACUAAUAACAAGAAACAUAAAACAGGAAUCAAAUAAGAUAGAAUGGAAUGCAUAUGUAAGAAGUAAAGUUCCAAAAUUAGUAGCAUAUACUUUUGCUUUAUGGACAUUGAAAAAGGCCGAACAUUCUCGUGAAGCUGAAGAUUCAGAUAAUCGAAAUAAUUAUCUUUUUCAGCCUUAUGUAGCUCAAGUGAUUUCUAUAUUUCGUAUGUUCGGUAUAGGUUAUAUGAAUAUGAAUGAAGAAUUAAAAAAUAAUUUAGUAGAUAUAGGUCCUAGUGAAGGAAAAUCAAUUGUAUUGGGAAUCACAGCUUGUAUAUUAGCACUUUUUGGUUUUGAUGUACAUUGUGCAUGUUAUACUCAAUAUUUAAGUCAAAGAAAUUAUCAAACAUUUGUACCAUUAUUUGAUUCAUUAGGCUUGUUAAGUAAUAUACAUUAUAGUACGUUAAAUAAACUUUGUGAAAAUCUAAUUAAUGAUAAUGGUGAUAUUUGUCAAUUAGUUGAACAAAUAAUUUCUACAGAUUCUAAUAUUCGAAUAGAAAAUAAUCAAAAUAUAAAACGUGCUAAAAUAUUAUUAAUUGAUGAAGUUGAUAUUUUUUUUAGUGAAAAUUUUUAUAGUAAUAUUUAUACACCAACAAUUAAAUUACGAGAUCCUAUUAUAAAAUCAUUAAUUUAUUUUAUUUGGAAAGAAAGAAAUUCAAAUUUAAAUCUUAAUCAAUUAAAAACUACAUAUGAAUAUAAUGAAUGUUAUAAGAAAUAUCCUAAUUGGAUAUUAUUAUUUGACGAAAUAAUAAAAGAUAUACUUGUUGAUAUUAAACAUUUUGAAUCACAUAGUUAUAUCGUUAAUCAGAAUAAAAUUGAAUAUAUACAAUUGGAUAAUAUUGUCUAUGAUUAUAAAACUCUUUUUACUUAUUUUUAUGAAUAUGAAAAAGGAAAUAUUACCAAACAAAGUUUAGAAGAAAAUAUAUACAUAAAAAUUAAGUGUGGGAAUUUUUCAUAUGUUGAAAUACCAUUUGAAUUUCAAUAUAUUAUAGGUGUUACAAGUACAUUAAAAAUUUUAAAUAAUUUUGAAAGAGAAAUAAUACAAAAUUUAUAUAAGAUUAGAUACAUUACAUUUAUCCCAUCUGUAUUCGUUAAUAAUCUUAAAUUUUUAAUAAAAGAUGAUAUUUGGAUUGAAAAUGAAAAUGAUUAUUUUAUUGUAAUAAAACAAGAAAUUGAAAAGAUAACAGCAUUAGAAAAACGUGCUGUUCUUGUAUUUUUUGAAUCAAAACUAAAAUUAAAAGAAUUCUAUAAUUCAACAGUAUUAGAUUCAUUAAAACAAUCAGUUAUUUAUAUAACUGAAGAAAUGUCAUUUGUCGAACAAGAGAUUCUAAUUAAACGACCAAUUGUAUCAGGUCAAAUAAUAUUAUUGACAAAAACUUUUGGUAGAGGAACAGAUUUUAUAUGUUAUGAUGAAAUGCUCACUGAAAAUGGUGGUAUUCAUGUUAUUCAAACUUUUAUUUCAGAAGAUAUAUUAGAAGAAAUACAAAUACAAGGUAGAACAGCAAGACAAGGUAAUCAUGGAUCUUAUAGUAUAAUACUACGCAUUCGUGAUCUUGAAAAAUUUCAUAUAAAAAAUAUUGAUAUUGAAAAUUUUAAAAAUGCUAAAGAGAUUCUUUCUCAAAUUUCUGAUAUGGUUAGAAUUUCAAAAACUUAUCAUACUAUAUAUGAAUUUCUUUAUGAAAGACGCAAUAAUUUAUUGAAAAUAAAGUAUGACAUAAACAAAGAAUAUAUUUAUUAUGCAAAAGAAAAACAUUACAUUGCUAAAAAAUUUUUAUCGAAUCUUAUUUCUGGCAAUAUCGAUUUUGUUAAAGACUUUUUAUUUCAUGAGAAUAAAGGAGUAGAAGGUUCAUAUGUCUCAAGAACCAUAUGUCUUAUAGAUGCAUCGAGUUCAAUGUAUUGUUUAUUACAUAAGUGUAAAAAGACAGUGGACAUUAUGUUAGAACGAAUUUCAGAAAUUUUGAAAUGUUUUAAUCUUACAUCAGAUUUAUUUCAAAUUCAAUUUGUUGUAUAUCAAAAUUAUAAUCAUAAAGAAGAUGAAAUUCUGAAAAUUUCUCCUUGGGAAACUAAAUCAGAUAAUCUACGUGUUUUUAUGAAUAGUAUUGAAAUUGACAAAGAUGGAGGUAAUAAAGCUAUUGAAAUUGGUUUAUGUCAUGCAAAUCAAGAAAAUAUCACACAAGUUAUUUUGAUAGGUAAUACUUCUCCAAAUACGCAGAAGGAUGUUUAUGAGAAAAGAAAUUACUAUACGGAAAACUACUGGAAACAUACUAAAUUUGCACGACCGACCUAUUAUCAACAGGAGUUAGAAAAAUUAAGAGCAUAUAAAAUUCCAGUACAGACUUUUUUUGUUGAACAACAAGUUGAAGAAGUUUUUAAAGAGAUCGCUCAAAAAACAGGUGGACGUUAUGAAAUGUUCGACAUAAAUUCCUCAUCAAGUUUACAUAUGUUAACAGAUCUAAUAGCUCAAGAAAUUUUAAGAAACGUUGGAGGAUCUUCAAAAGGAGAUGCUUUAGUUGAAGCAUACCGGAGCAAAUAUAACAGAAAUUAUACAUAG